Messenger RNA from Cucurbita maxima (winter squash), 899 nucleotides. Its product is annotated as oleosin 16.4 kDa-like. Bases 53 to 820 code for a protein of 255 amino acids. The transcript has a single exon. The record is from RefSeq and is a predicted model, not a curated record. Gene Ontology annotation, biological process: response to freezing; lipid storage; seed oilbody biogenesis. NCBI's taxonomy places the organism in Eukaryota, Viridiplantae, Streptophyta, Magnoliopsida, Cucurbitales, Cucurbitaceae. Gene Ontology annotation, cellular component: membrane; monolayer-surrounded lipid storage body.
UUCUCUCCCAAUUUUCAAAUUCCAUUUCCCAGUCCUUCUUCCUCCACUUCCCAUGGCGGAGUUUCAACAGCAGCCACCGCAGAGCCACCCUAAUUAUGUACGACCCACCACCGAUCCCUUCAAAACCAUCCUUCCCCAAACCUCCCUUUCAACCUCCAAGCUCUUUGCACUUCUAACUCUCUUGCCCAUCGGCGCCUUCCUCCUUUUCCUCGCUGGAAUUUCCUUCAUCGGAACCGUCGUCGGUUUGGCUAUUACAUCUCCUCUUUUCCUCAUUUUCAGCCCCAUUCUUCUCCCCGCCGCCUUCGUCAUCACCGUCGCCGUCGCCGGCUUUCUCACCUCUGGGGCUUUUGGGGUAACCGCCUUAUCCUCCGUCUCAUGGAUGGCCAACUAUUUACGCAGAUCCCGAGUUCCUUUUCAGCUCGACCAAGCCAAGCAAUGGGUCCGUGAAGCGGCAGCCCAAGCGGCCCAAACGGCUGAGGAGGCCAGCCAGGCUAUCCAAACCAAGGCCCAAGAUUGGGUGAAGACUGAUGAAGACGGCCCAGCCCAAGAAGAAGCGAGUUCUGAAGAAGUCGGCCCAGCCCAGGCAAAAGGGAGUACUACUGAAGAAGUCGGCCCAGCCCAGGCAAAAGGGAGUACUACUGAAGAAGUCGGCCCGGCCCAGGAACAAGGGAGUACUACUGAAGAAGUCGGCCCAGCCCAGGAACAAGGUACUGCAAAAGAGGAAGCGGCCCAGGAACCGGGGAAAGCCCAAGAAAGUGGGAAGGCCCAAGGAAAAGGGAAGGCCCAAGGAGGUAAGGCCCGAGGAGGAGGAAAGACAUAACGAAGGAGCCCAGUGAAGCACUAAUGGGCCGAAUCCUACUUAUAUAUGUAAAUAAUUUAAUAAUUUUGGAAUUCUGAGU